Rhinocladiella mackenziei CBS 650.93 is the source of this 1521-nucleotide messenger RNA. RefSeq lists its product as uncharacterized. The record is from RefSeq and is a predicted model, not a curated record. The transcript is spliced from 3 exons. The coding region runs from base 1 to 1521 and encodes 506 amino acids. Lineage: Eukaryota; Fungi; Ascomycota; Eurotiomycetes; Chaetothyriales; Herpotrichiellaceae.
AUGACCCCAUCGACCAAACCGCUCCCUUACACCGCAAACCCAAUCCUCCUCAUCAUCAACGACCUUUGGCUCUUCGGCCAAAUCACAUUCACUUGGCCCAUCACCGCGGGUUUGCCCAGCAUCAUUUGGCCUCCAACACCCACUCGAUCCGGGUCCCUUGACGAACUAGCAUUCACCGCCGCCAACGCCUGGGCAAUUGCUUUGCAUGCAUUUUUAGGAUUAGCACAGUUUGUUUUUCUCGUGUCCCUGGUGCCGUUGGCAUUCACCCCAUUGUCGGUCUUGUAUUUCUCGUAUAUCGUCGCCUUCGUGCUAGGGAACCAGUGGUUUACCAUCUUGCUAAACGGGUGGAGGAAGCAUGGCUUGCUCGAGUCAAAUCCGAAAUGCAUCGAGGGGAAAGCUGUGCAUGAACAUGAGAAAUGGGUUUUCAUCAACGGCGUCGCUGUUGGGAGUCAUUGGCUUCAAUCAAAUCUCGACCGUCUUGCUAUGACUUUCAGACGUCCAGUAUAUGGCAUACAUAAUCAAACUCGUGGAAUCAUCUUCGAUGUUCUCGAAUGCAUCAUCCAGCGCGACCUAAGCUAUCCAACCCUCGACAUCCGACAAGCGUACUCCGAACUAGUAAAAAUCCUCUCGGACUCCGAUGUGCACAAACUUGUCUUGAUCCUGCACAGCCAGGGCGCCAUCGAAGGAGGCAUGGUUCUCGAUUGGCUCUACACGACAGUUGCCGCCGAACAGCUUCAGAAACUAGAGAUCUACACGUUCGGAAAUGCCGCAAAUCACUGGAACGCUCCCGUGAUUUCAACGCUGGGUGACGGUGGGGAAAGGGGAGAAAACGGAGACAAUGCGAAAGAUAGGAUCGUAAAGCAUAUUGAACAUUACGCCAAUACGCGCGAUUACGUAUCGCGGUUUGGAAUUCUACAUUUUCGACCUGACCAGGCACCUGCUUCACCUCCUGUGUCUAGAACCGCGACGUCAACAUCACCAGGGCCUGCCUCUUCUUCAUCCACCACCACCCUCGUUAAUGGCCCUAUCAAAUCAAUCUCAGUCUCAAGCUCAGGAACCCGCAAACGCCUCAAACUCACCACAUCAGACCCGUCAACCUCAGCGCCCGCUCUCGCAGCUCCGUCUCCCAAAACACCCAUCGAGCGUCUCAACCCUUCCGCCCAAGACGACAACCGCUUCGUCGGCCGUCUCUUCAAGCGCCUUGGCUCCGGCCACCAGUUCAACCAGCACUACCUGGACAACAUGUUCGAGAUGGAAGGUGUCGAUCCACAUGAUUUGUCUAAAGGUUACGUUAAAGGUGGCAAUCCUUACAUGGAUAUGCCGGUUGAUAUGGAGGUUUUUGACGAGUGGGAUACCGUCCAGUACGCUACCGCCGAUGUGCACGGGAGUGUGGGGAAUGGAGACAGGCCUGGGAGCAGUAUUGGUCAGAAAGAGAGGGUGAAGAGCGUUAAAGAGCUAAGUCGGCUUUGGGGUUAUAGAAAUGGUAUGAACCCAGAUGAGGAGGGCAGCAAGAAGCAAUGA